This is a messenger RNA of Mercurialis annua (annual mercury), 1083 nucleotides long. RefSeq names its product F-box protein CPR1-like. Gene Ontology annotation, molecular function: protein binding. The coding region runs from base 1 to 1083 and encodes 360 amino acids. The record is from RefSeq and is a predicted model, not a curated record. NCBI's taxonomy places the organism in Eukaryota, Viridiplantae, Streptophyta, Magnoliopsida, Malpighiales, Euphorbiaceae. The transcript has a single exon.
AUGUCUGAUCAUUUUCCUCCUCAAGUUAUCGUCAAAAUCCUGAAACGAUGUCAAGUACCCACCAUCCUUCGUUGCAGGUGCGUCUCCAAACAAUGGCGGGCCAUGAUUGAUGAACCAGAUUUCAUCAAACAACAUAUAGAUUACCCUAGCGGCGCCAACACCAAUUUCUCUCUGUACAUCAAAGAAAGUUGGCUCUGCAAACCGAAUUUGUCUUAUCGGCAGAUGAUGCUGCAUCAUGGGUUCUUAGUUGGUUCUUGCAAUGGUUUGGUUUGUCUACUGCAACGAACAUAUAGUGCAGUAAUCAUCAAUCCAUCAACUCAAGAACAGAUGUUCAUUUCAGGUACUUUGCCCAUUUUUUUCUUUGAGCAGGAUGAUGAAGUUUUCAAGUGUGAUUAUUAUGGCGAGAUGACCGGUUAUGGUUUCGGAUAUGAUAAUGUUACUAAUGAUUAUAAGAUUGUCGGAAUUGUCGAAACAUCCGCUAUAGUGAGAUUGGUCAUCUAUCUUGUGAAAAAAAGAGAGACGAAAGUGUUUGAAAUACCUUACUUAAUUGACAAUAAAACUUACUAUUAUAACUAUUUUAUGGGAGUGCAUACUGGGGGAGCUUUGCAUUGGGUAGUUUGUAGAUUCGACGAUUCAACGAGAAAAAAGAGGGUGAUUUUGGCUUAUGAUGUGGGGACUGAUGAGUUGCGAGAGCUGCCCCAGCCGGAUUAUUCUGCAUCUGAUUGUUAUAUCAACAUCAGUUUGUUGGGAACGUGGCUAUGCUUAUGUGCUAACUAUGGAAAUCAAGGACUGGAUUUUGAUGUUUGGGUUAUGAAAGAAUAUGGGGUUAAGGAGUCUUGGACUAAACUCUUUUCAAUUCCUUUUGCUACAUUUAUGAAUCUUGGUAUUCGGGAGAUGAGGCCUUUGGGAUAUUCUGAAAAUGGCUCUCAAAUAUUGUUGGAACUGUAUGUGAGCUAUAGCAAAAUAAGACUUGUUUGGUAUGAUAUUGAGGAAAAAAGAGUUGGAGAAACACAGAGGGAGGGUAAAUUUGAAUCUAUCGUUUAUUUAAGAUCUUCUAAUCGGCUUUCAUCCAUGAUCCGUUGA